Messenger RNA from Phalaenopsis equestris, 1369 nucleotides. Its product is annotated as NAC domain-containing protein 100-like. The record is from RefSeq and is a predicted model, not a curated record. Gene Ontology annotation, biological process: regulation of DNA-templated transcription. The transcript has 3 exons. NCBI's taxonomy places the organism in Eukaryota, Viridiplantae, Streptophyta, Magnoliopsida, Asparagales, Orchidaceae. Gene Ontology annotation, molecular function: DNA binding. The coding region runs from base 347 to 1258 and encodes 303 amino acids.
UCUUGGGUCUUCUCAUCUUCUUGCAAUUAAAGCAAGUAUAUUUAGGCCCCCCCUCCAUCAUCCUUCUUCACGGACAUGAAUGGAUUAAAUCAAGUUUUACAAACAGUAAGCUUGCCCCUUCCAUGACCUGCCUAUAGUUUAACAAUGAUAGCCUCCCUCCUUUCUAUAUAAAUACUUGUUUUAACGCCCCUACACAAAGAAGUUAAGGCUUCAAUUCAUGUAUAAAUAUUUUCCACAACCAACCAAAGGGCCACAGGAAUGCUCUUUGCCACCUAAAGCUGACGAAAUCUGUUCAUCUCUUCUUUCUCCUUUUUAGUUUCCUUAUAUUUUGGUGGAGCGAGAAGAUAUGGGAUUGAGAGAGAUAGAGUCUUCUCUUCCUCCAGGAUUCAGGUUUCAUCCAAGUGAUGAAGAGCUGGUGUGCCACUAUCUUUAUAAGAAGGUAAACAAUCAUAAGAUCGUUGAAGGAAAGAUGGUGGAGGUGGACCUGCACGCCAAGGAGCCAUGGGAGCUUCCAGAGAUGGCGAAGCUGAGUGAAAAUGAAUGGUACUUCUUCAGCUUUCGUGACCGCAAGUACGCUACAGGAUUGCGCACAAAUAGAGCCACAAAAUCGGGUUAUUGGAAGGCUACAGGGAAGGAUCGCAUGGUAUACAAUUCGAAGACGCAUAGAGUUGUUGGGAUGAGGAAGACAUUGGUAUUUUAUCAGGGACGAGCUCCUAAUGGCAUGAAGACAAAUUGGGUGAUGCAUGAGUUUAGAUUGGAGAAUCUUCAUACUCCUCCCAAGGAGGAUUGGGUGCUAUGUAGGGUUUUUCAUAAGAGGAAAGGGGAGCCAAUAAAAAUUGGGAAUAAGAAUAUUGUUGAACAAGAAAACAAUUUAUCUUCUGGCUCAUAUUUGGAGAUAUCUGCAAAUGAUCAUAUGGAACAGCUAGCCAAUGUAUCUGAUGGAUGCCAUGGAGAUAUGGGGUCAUCAAUCCCCCUUGUCCCUUACCAAGAAGGAAAUAGCCCAAACACCUUUCUUAAUUUUGCAGUUUUGCAAUAUAACUUCUUUGAUUUCCCACAUGAGAUAAUGAUGGGAAACACAGAUGUGAUUGGAAUUGAUUCAAGACAUGGUGGUGGAGGAGAUGAGAUUAGCUUUCUUUUGGAUGUGGGAUUAGAUGAAUAUGAACAUGCGAAUGGGGAAGGAGGAGGAGCUAAACUGAUGAGCAAUAUGGAAGCAAGCUUGAGAUGCCAUGAUGGGAAAGAUGGAAUGGUUUCAUUCUGAUUAACUUUGAUUUAAUUAAGAAAAGUUGAACUAUGUGUUGUAUACUUAUAUUUAAGAUUCAGAUGUAGAUAGAUUUGGAUUGGUGGAAGUAACUAUUUUAAUUUAAGAUUA